AUGACCAAUUUAUUGAACAUCCCGGACAAGUUUAAGAAGGCCCCAGAUGAGAUCGAUUCCAUAAUUGGCCAUGAUCGUUUGAUGGAGGAAUCGGAUGUUUCAAAGUUAUCGUACCUUCAAUGCAUCAUCUUUGAGACCUUACGCCUCAGCACAACAGUCCCACUUCUCCUUCCACACGAGUCAUCAGCUGAUUGCACCACAGGAGAAUACAUGGUGCCAUGUGGGACUAUAGUGCUGGUUAAUGCAUGGGCCAUUCACAUGGAUCCAGAGCUAUGGGAGGACCCCAAGGCCUUCAAGCUUGAGCCAUUCGAAGGUGGCAAUGGCGAAAAGCACCAAAAGCUAGUUCUACCAUUCGGGCUGGAACGGAGAGCAUGCCCCGGCGCACCCCUAGCUCAGAGGGUCAUGGGGUUAACGUUGGGCUUGUUGCUUCAAUGCUUUGAUUGGAAAAGAGUGAGCAAAGAGGAGAUUGACAUGACCAAAGGCAAAGGAGUCACCAUGCCAAAAGUGGUGCCGUUUGGAAUUAAUGUGUAA
Eucalyptus grandis is the source of this 531-nucleotide messenger RNA. Its product is annotated as cytochrome P450 81D1-like. NCBI's taxonomy places the organism in Eukaryota, Viridiplantae, Streptophyta, Magnoliopsida, Myrtales, Myrtaceae. Gene Ontology annotation, molecular function: iron ion binding; oxidoreductase activity, acting on paired donors, with incorporation or reduction of molecular oxygen; heme binding. The transcript has a single exon. The record is from RefSeq and is a predicted model, not a curated record. Bases 1 to 531 code for a protein of 176 amino acids.